AGACGGCCCAAGAGAGCCCCAUGACGGUCCACGAGUCGCCCAAGACGGCCCAAGAUGAAAAACCCAAAACUGACAUGUCGAGCCCUCCGCCACAGGUGGGCCCCCGAAGCCGCCAGCAGGCCCCCAAGAAGUCCCGAAGGGCCCCCAAAAGAGGUUCUCAGCUCAAGCCAUCUUAGCUAAAGUCAUUUUGGCACCAGCGUUUUUUCGGCUUGCGGCGUACAGGCCGCUCGCGGGGCUCUGGCACCGAGAACACUGCGGCCCACCGCACAGGCGGCUGGACUCGGCCCGGGGACCAUGACGAACCUGACCGGAGCCUCCGCCGGUCGGCCGGUGACGGGAGGCGACGACGCGAAGCGCUGGGAGUUCGCCAAGGAGGACUAUGUUCACAGGGUGCCCGAGGGAGACGUCCGCCCGUCGCGGCACUUCAGCAACCUGCUGUUCAGCGGCGACCUGCUGAGCACGGCGAUAGAGCUGGCGCUCCUGGUGGGCCUGACCUCUGCAGCGGUCCUGUUGCCAGUGGACACCGUCAACGUGAAGGGCAGCAUGCCACUCUUGGAGGUGGCGGGGUUCUUUUGGUGCACGAGCAUCGUGACGAGGGUUUACAAUUCGUACCUUGAGGCGUGCUACUUUGCUUUCCCGCAGUACCGCACACAGCCGCCGAGCGAUCACGCGCUGGUUGACCGCAAAGACUUGUGUGGCCGUGACAGAGUCCAGCUGGCGCGGCUGGUGCUGCACGAUAGGAUGACGAUGUUGAGCCAGUUCGCCUUCGGCGUGCUCGUGUACUACUGCCUGCCGGGCUACUACCCCGCGGCGGAGGAUGUGAAGGACAGUCUCCCCGUCAGGGUCGCGAAGCUCGCUCUGAACCACUACAUCAUGUCCUUCGGCAUGUACUGGGGCCAUCGAGCUUACCACGUCAACCCCUGGCUCUGGAGGAACCUGCACUCGGUCCACCACUGGGCCCGGCACCCGCUGUCGCGGAACACGUAUCAGGACCACUGGCUGGAGAAUUUUGUCAAUCAUGUUGCUGGGCACUUCGCCGCACAGGUCCUCUGCCCCAUCGACCACGGGUGCUUCUGGGUCUCGCACGUGUUUCGCAUCCUGGAGAGCUUGGAGAAGCAUUCUGGCAUAAGCUGCUACCUGAACCUUGCGCACCAGACACAGCGCUGGCUGCCCUACGCACAGAUGCCACAUCACCACGACUGGCACCAUGAGGGGCACAAGUCGUGCAAUUACACGUUCUCUGCGCUCGGUGGCGUGUGGGAUUGCAUCUUUGGCACGCGCAAGAUCGGUCGUUGUGAGGCAGCGCCAGGCCAGAUGACACCACACGAUCGUUCUCUUGCGGCUUCCAAAGCCCGUGGCGUCAAGAUGCCGUUGCUUGACGAUCCGAACAUGUGCCUCGUGCCGUCUACCCUGUUCAUGUUGACCGUGAUGUGGAAGUUGAGCAGCGGUGGACAGUGAGUGAGCGCGUAAUCAAGCCAGGAAUGCCACAUCGAAAUUCCUAUAAAUCAAAUUUUAAGACGUUUAACCAAUUUUACAACAGUGCCGCUCAGCGUUUCGUUCCGUGGAUCAGGCUGAGCAUGCGAAUCCGCCACGAGAACUUGGCAAGGGCGGUUCGCGAUACGCCAAGAUUUUCUUUGCAUGUAUCCCGCCAACCUUUUCCAGCCGGCCAAAUUCCACCAACUGGUUCGCCGGUAAUUGCCAGGACGAACAGAGGUAGUGCACCCAGAGAGAGCGGUUAUUCUCUUUGCGCCGUCAACGCACGGGAUUUUUUAGCGCGUCUCUGUACUCACAGUGUCCUAAAGACCGUGGCCCAUACAGCAGCGUUGAUUGAAGAAGAAAUGAGUAAACAA
Molecule: messenger RNA, 1850 nt
Organism: Prorocentrum cordatum
Lineage: Eukaryota; Dinophyceae; Prorocentrales; Prorocentraceae
Source: the annotation of a GenBank genome assembly